GCGUUGAUCGUUAUUAAAUGGCGUCGAGCUUUAAAUCGGGGAGUCUAUAGCGGAUCGAGGUUGGUCCUUGUUCAUCCCCCUAAAGGAAAUAACAAAAAACACUGCGCGCAGCCCCCGGUAGACAAUUCUGUAAACUUCGGGCGAGAUGUGGGUUGAACUGGCUGCUGUCUGACGUGUUUGGGUGGUGAGAGCCCCCCCGGCCCCGGGGCGGCGAACAGACUGGUGUGUCCGCGGUGUGAGGGGGCCGACCGACGGCCGCUUUCAGUCUUCAGUGUACUCGCAGACGUGAAGUGGCAAUGUGUGAAGUUUCCGUCCCUUCGUUUGUUUUAUCUCUGGUUGUGCCUUGGGAUCUCGGAACUGGGCCCAGCUGGUAAAUGUGUUGAUGGCACAGCUCCCCUUUCCCCGUGACCCAACUUUCUAAGACAGAAGUAUUUUAUCCCCCAGUUUUCGGAGAAAACGAUAUGAGAAAGAUGAAAAGAAAAGUGGCCAGGCUGAGUGGCUUUCGUCUUAGUCCAAAUGAAGAAGCACUUUUGAUAAAAGAAGAACAUGAGAGGAGAAGGAGGUUAAGAAUAAAACAGGUCAGGGAACAGGAGCGUUUCAUUGCUGAGCAGAUCCGGGAGAAAGUCAAGCAGUGCCGUAAUCAACAACUUGAGCAACUGGCAAAUGAGUUGAAGGCUGAAUGGCAGCUGGCACAAGGCGAAAAAACAAAGAGUCUAGAGAAGCUGUAUCUUAGUAGUCUAAAGGCAGUGGGUAAGGGGCACAGACAAGCUCAAGAAAAUGAACCAGACUUGAAAAUUCAAUCAAGACUGGCAGCAGUUAACAGAGAAAAGGCUGAGAAAAGGCAUAGAGAAGCAUUAAGGGAGUUGAAGCAGCAAAGAGAAAAAGAACAUGAAGCUCAAACCAGGUAUAUCAAAACUCGCAAAAAAGCACUACUCAUUGAGAAAAAAAGGGCGAUAACAAUUGCACAUCUUCCACCACCUCCACCCAACCCCUUUGCUGAUCUAGAUGUUCCAAAAUACCCAACAGUGAAGAUGUAUGAUAUUGACGGCUUCUCUGCCACACACUACCAUCUACCUGAGCCUUGCGUGAACAGGGAAAUAAAUGCAAAUCAGGUUAGUGCUCGAUUGACUGCUGAAAAGGAAGAAAAGCGUUUAGAGGAAUUGAAGCAGGAAGCUGAAAUGGAGAGACAAGAACAGCUCGAGAAAGCUAGAUUGAGAGGCAGUCAUGCUCUCCAAUUAGUUCAUUUGAUACAGGACAGAGAGAGACUGAUGAAGGAGCUGGAACAAAUGCAGCUUGCAGACUUAACCCGUAGAAGGCAGGCAGUGUCUCAAAUGCCACAGCAGCUGUUUGAGCCACCCUAUAGACGAAUGGAGGUAAAAGAGGAUCGGCAGAAAGAGAUGGAAAUUGCAUUUGAGGAUAUGUAUGCGGAUGAUAAAAAGAUCAAAGGUGAUGUGGUAUUGCGCCUUGAGCCGGAACCUUUACCAGCCCCAUCUGUUGAAACGCAGGAUGAAGAUUUAGAUCUCUCUGUAGAGCCAGAAGGAUUUCAAGAGGAGCAAUGUGCAAAAGGUGGCCAAGAAGAGUCUGAGAUACAACACUUUAGAAAACCAGAAGUUCCACCAUUGAUUGUAACUGAUCAGUCCUCCACAAGCCCAUCUAAAGCUGCCUUGAUGAAACUUCUUACCAAGAUAAGAAAACAAAAAGACUAUUGUACGACAAGAUCUGAAUCAAGUAGUGUAAACAAAAAUGUGACUAUUGAGUCUGGUUGCAUUACUAGUGAAGAAACCAACCAAAGAACUUUGACAACAUCUACAACCAACACUAAUGUAAGCGAAGAACAUCCAGAAAUGCAUUCGGUGCUCACUCAUAACAAUAAGUAUCAAAGAGAGACUUCUGAAGAAACCAUAGUAGCUGGAAAUAUGACUUUGUUCCAUCCAAAGGAGCAAGCAAAUAGAAUUCGAUCUGAUGUUGACCGAAUGAAACAGUUGCAUAACUUGGAACAGCAGAAGCAACAACAGUUAGACAUACUGUGGCAGUCUGAACAGCAGAAACAAAAUCUUGAAGCUAAUUUGCGAAAAGCUCAGUUACAACAGCAGCAAGGAGAAACACAAGUGCAAGAAAGACUGAUUAGUGAUUUGGAAAAGCAAACAUCGCAGGAGCAUGAACAGUUGAAACAUUCCAAGAUUUUUGUGUCAAACGAGGUUUCUCCGGAAGAUGAAUAUAUGCUUCAUCAUCAUCAGUAUCAACGGCAUCUUGUUGAGCAAAACAGGCUGCAUAAAGCACCAGUGGAAGAAACCAGGAAACAAUUGGAAGAGUAUCUGUUGGAGAAAGGUUUACCUUCUGUUUCUACUUCAGCAAGGUGCCUCUCUGGACAGGACAUUGUAUGUCAGAAUUGCCAUAAUGAACCCAGAGGCCAUCUGAAUGUUAAUCAAAGCCCAUUAGAUGUGCAUAGUGGAAGCAGAAGUCAACCUGAUUUUCCAAGAUCUGAAAGGCAUGGUUUUGAAGUAAAUGGUCUGGAGGUAUUAGAACCUUGCAUAAGGACUUCAGAUGCAGUUGAGCCAUACCAAGUCCCGAGUCAAGUGCAUUUAAUGGAGAAUCAAUCCAAGUCCAUACAAACACAGCCAGGAACAGCAGAAAUUGCAAAGGAAAGAUUGAAACAAUCAAUGUUUUCCAUACCCUUGACAAAACCUGUUGAAAUCUUAAAGAAUCAAGAAAUAAUAUCUGCUUCAUCAGUGGAUAUUUCUCUCCAACAAGAACACCUAAAAGGAUUGCAACAACAACUGUGGAGGCAGAGGGAGGAUCUUCUUGCCACACAGAGGUUACAAGAAGAAUUCAUCUGUAGACACCAAAACCAAUUAAGGGAACAGAUGCAACAACAACAACAGCAUCAAGCCCUGGAGAAGAAUCGGAUUGAAAAUCAGUCUGGACACUUGGCAUUGCAUAAGGUAAUGCCUGCAAGUGAAAAUGUUGAGCAGCUUACUUUCAUACCAUACCUGCUGCGUUCCUCAGAGGAUUUUCAUACUGGAUCAACUGAUAAGAAUUUUCAUUUAAACAACGAAGAGCUGCACAAAGGUCCAGUGCCAUCAGUUCAAAUAAAUGAAGCAUUGUUGCUGCCUUGGUAUUAUGACUUCAAAACAGGACAAGCUGGUAGUCAUUCUGCAGAAUGCCCAAAUGUAACAACAGAAGCUCGGCAUUACAGGCCUUCUAAACCACCUGUAACUAAGACAAAGUUGGGGCUUUGUGGACUAAUUGAACAGCAUGAAUUAAGUUCCAUUCAGGAAGUGGAAUCGCCUAAAAGUGACAGGCUGUCUAUGUUUGUUAACAGGAUGACAUCGUCAAAUAACUGCUAUAAAUCAGAAGCCAGGGAGUUAAUAUCAAGUAGAAUGGAUUCAUCUUAUUCCUCUGAAGUAAUGGAAUUGGAUUUGUCCAAUGUGUCAACAGACAGCAGUCAGCAAAGUUCUAGUGUGCCAAAAAGUACUGUAGAAUCCAUUCAAACAGGCAGACUGACUUGGAGAGAGAAGCUUAAAUUGGAAACUGGUAGUCUUCCAGUGCAAGCUUCUCUUUCAAAGUCACCAAGUUAUUCUGACAAAGUUGAAAGAGGUGGGCUUGAAUACAGUGACCCAGCUUCAUUACCAUAUAACAUAACUGACAUGAUAUUUCCUCACUAUUCAACUUAUGACGUGCAUAGUUUUAAUGCUAUUGAAAAAACUUGUGAAGUAGAUCAAGUAUCUAGCACAACAUUGUCCACUGGAAGCUUUCCUUUGAGUGAACAAACAGCUCCUGUUCUCAUAAAUUCAGCAGGUGACGAUCAGUGUACCAUUCACAACAUUCCCAGUCGACAGUCAACUCCUACUUCAACUGUCUGUAAAUCAAAUUUGCCAUCUUCAUUCUCUGAAUACCAGGAUACAAUGAAGGCCCAAAAUAAUCUUUCUACCUCCAAUGAGGAAAAAUGUACUUCUAAUGAAAACAAAAUCCAAAAAUUAAUUGAGAAAUAUACUCAGGAUCUAAACAAAUUACUGGAUUCGGGUGGAAAGCGUCAAGACUCCGCAACUGGUUGUGACAUUUUGGACCUGGAGUUCCCCAACCUCUUUCUUCAGCUGCAAAAUUGCCAACAGGAUUCAAAUUUUGAACUUCAGCCUUUAGAGUGCAGACCUGACUUUAGUAUUUCCAGUUCUUCAUUAUCUCCUACCUCCAGCAAGAAUUCAAAUUUCCCACGUAUUGGCAACACCUUAGGAAAUCAGCAUUCUACCCCAGCCACAAGCUCAGAGAUGCAGUCCCCUACUGACAAUAUUGUAUCCACUCCAGACUCUGGGAGAACAGCCUCAGAUGUAGAUCAAGUGGAGGAGCACAUUCAGCAUUCCUAUAAUGAGGAAAACGAUGGUUUGGAAUCUUUUCAACCUGUUCAUCUGGAAAUUACUUCAAGACAAUACAGUUCAAGCGUGGACCAGUCUGAAAAUUUAGAGCAGGAAUUUCAUAAUGAAACUUCAAUAAACAAUAAAUACAUUCCUCCAUCUGACCUUUUAAGAAUUGAAAAUGUAGGUGCUGAUUCAUUGACUGUGGAUUCCAUGAACCAAUCAUCUUAUUCUGAACCAGCCAUUGAAAAAUUGCGAACUGAUGAUGGAGGAAAUUCUCAAGAGCAUGCUGGUCCAUUCUUCCAACUAAAUGGAACAUUGACUACAGUGAGCGAGUUUAAAAUCCCUAACCAAAAUGGGAAAAGCCUGGAGGGCUAUGAGUCUAAAACACAGGUUGUCACCUUUAUCAAAACAAUAAAUUCAAAUGAUGAAGCCACUCUGGAUAGUCUAUCUUUUGAAGCCUCUAAGUUAAUGUUAUCGGAAGAGGACAAUUGUAUUUCUAAUGAAGUACACCAAAUUACAGAACAGGAUCCCAUGAUGCAACCUAAGUGGUCACCUCAUACAAAAGUAGGAACUGACGCUAUCCUGGAACAUGAAUGUGAGUUAGAAGCUCAAAGGGAUCAGUCUCAACCAUCAAAUUUCAUGCCAGGAGAUUGCCUGUUGGGGACCGUUAUGCCAGGUACAGAAUCAGAUGUUGGAAUUAUGGAAGAACCAGAACUGACACAGUUAACACUUAAUGAUUCAACGCUAUUAGAUGACGAACUAGGACAAGAGUUUCCAGUUGAUGAAAAUGAAUUAAAUGAAAUACAAGCAUUUUCUCAGGCAAAUGAAGUGCAACCAGUAAUCCCCGAAAACACAGUUUCUGACUCUCAAAAAUCUGAAGUUAUGAUAAUUGAAUUUGAACCAUCUGCUAAGAUUUUGAAUGAAGCAGUUCUGAAGAGAAGACAGAAAUUUCUUACAAAUGCUGCAAAACGAGUGGAAGACUUAAAAAGGAGGGAAAAAUCUGAAAUAGUGAAGUCUGAACUAUACACAAGACCAAUUCAUCUUGAGCAAAGACAGACUUCUGUGUUCGCAGCAUCAUCCUCAUCAGGGGCAACUCAGUUGAAGAUGGUGGGAGAAGUAAAAGUGUCUACUCCAGAGGACAGAAAAGCUGUAGAAGUAGGGAUGCAACAAAGAACACUCCGUCUCUACAAUCAGCUUGAAGAAGUGAAAAACAAGAAAAGGGAAGUGAACCGCAAAACAGUUUGUGCUAGAAAUCGAGAAAAAGCAAAAGAAUUCCAGAAGAAAACAUUGGAAAAGCUAAGAGCAAAUAAAGUGUGCAAGUGAUGCAUCUGCAAUCUUUGCAUCAAUCAAGAACAAUUGCAUCCAAAUGUAUAUAAGUAUUUGUAUUAAUAUACAAACUCUUGGCCUAUUUUGUUGUUUUAUUACAAUUACCUCAUUUGUAAUUUUCUUUAUACAGACUGUUAUACAAAUCUGUCAGUGAGGAUAGAAUGUUGGAUCCUUUUGGUUUUGUAAAUUUUGUAUAAUUCAUUACUCUAAAUAGAAGGUAUAAAUUAUAUUUCAUAUUUAUCUAUUUUAUAGACUAAUACAGUUUUGUAUAAAACUACACAUCCCUUUAUAUAAACUGGAAGUUCAUUACUUGGACUGAAUCACUGGAUAAACAUCAACACUUUACUGCACUUAACCUCAAGUUCAAGUUUGUACUUCAUUGGCAAUAUUACAGCAGUUUAGUGUAGGGAGUCUUUUGCACUACCAGCUAUCGAUUGACAUUUUGUUCUAAUAAUUCAAAUAGUAAAACUCAUGGCUAAUAUCAAGUGUCACUUUUGUCUGUACAGUGUGCCCUAAUGUACUUGGAUGAAACUCCACAAAUAAAAUUAAUAGUUCAUGCUGGACUGCAGAGACUGCUUUUAGAUAAAUUAAUUUGAAAAGUCACACGAUAAUUAUAAAGCUUUGACUUCACUGACAUUUAUUUUACCAAAGUUUUAAUGGCAAAUAAGUCCACCAUACUUUCCCCUCUGGUGCUUGCUUUGCAAGGAAAAGGCAUACGUUCCAGGUAGGGUGAUUCUUAAUUUCAAAUGUUUCUGCCAUCUUAAAACAAAAUCUACUGUAUUUUUAAUAUUAUACAGAUUUUUAAAACAACAUUAUACCUGCCAGUAGCUGGUCGGAUUGUGGAGUAAUGGCCACGAGGCUUUUUUUUCCUUUUGUUGAACACUGCUUCGUCCACCGUGUGGUUUAGUACUGUGGAACUUUACAAAGAGAAUUCCAUAGAGAAUAUCCCUGUAUCUUUAACCUUGAGUUUAGCUGGGAGAUGGUUCUAUGCAGAGAGGUUGUUUUGAGGUAAAGAAACAACUGGCUCUCCUUAAAUUUAUUUUGGGAUUCCUACAUGCAGCCAGCCUAAUUAGGCUGGAAGUAUGUCAAAUGGAAAGUUCUAUAACACAGCCACAAAAAGCUAGGAAGAUUAAGACUAGUGGGCACAUUGAGAGAUUACAGGUGUUCGUGAGGGGGUGGUAAUGAAAUAUUAAAAUGAAGGCUUGCUAUCUCAUUAAAAAUUUUAAGUAACUAACCUUUAAAUAAUUUAAUCCUAUCAUUGAAUUGGUCAUUGGUCUCCUUAUCUUAUUUCCAUUAAAACCAGAAUUCAGAUGGGGGUGUGAUUCAAGGUUUACUGUUCCAUUUUUCUUUGAAUGUUAACCUUUGUGAUUUUAAUCUACGUCUUUUGGGAAUUACAAUUCAGUCUUUGAUUGUGUGUAGAAAUAGAAGAUAGAGAGGAGGAGGCUAAGCUGAUUUAUAUAUCACACCUCUCUGUAGAGUAUACAAUUAUGGAGUUCGAAGCUCCAAGGGAGCAAAAUUUCCAGUUUUCCUAGGAAUCAUGCUUAUGGAGACUUCACUUUGCUCAGAAACCCAAUGAAUGUUAUGUCGACAUUAGCAAGGCACCACCAGUGGCUGCAAUAGUUGUAUCAAGUCAGCAUGUUUAUGCUCUGAGAUGAUUCCAAGGUGAAACCAGAGCUCCUACAGAGUACAUUUUUGGAAUUUUGAAACUAUGCUUCAGGUAUCUCAGGGUGCUCACCAAUUAAUCUGAUUAGGUUCUUUCAUCAUCUUUACAAAGCAUCCCUUUUGUGGAAAGCCAAUGAGGAGAAUGCACCUCUGGGAUCAAAAAGGAGUGAAAUCAGGACCAUGGUUAAUGCCAUGCCUGUGUUAUUGGUAGCUGUAAUGGCCAUUUGCAUCAGUACUGUAGAACUAUUUUUGGCCUCUACAUCUUAGUGCCCACUUAGUGAACAUUAAAGCCCAUACAUGUCCUUCACUUCAUGUAUUAAUGAGUAAUAAUCAUAUGCCAUUGACCUAAUGCAAGACAUCCUUAAGACAGCAUUAUGCAUAAUUUCAGAACAAUUUUUAUUUUGCAAUAUAUAGUGCAUGUGCCAAAUGUUUAUAUUGCUAAUCUUCCAUUCAAGACAAAUGUGUAAUCUUGGAAUUUUUUCAAAAAAAAAGUCUAUAUAGACCACCCUGAAUGUUAAUUUAGGUUAAAGUAAGAAUCACUUGAGACUAUUGUGGCCUUGACUAAUGGGGCAGCUCUGAGGUUGAGCAGCUGCAGCUUUGAUUUCCUGUGCUAUUGCAUGAGAUGCCUGGACUUUCUUUGUAUCAUGUGCCGGCAUCUCGGUGGGCCCUUGACUAGGAUAAAACAUCACAAACAGCAAUAUAGGUGAGAAUGAAGUUGUCUAGGGUGAUGGUUUCAGUGGAAUGACAUCGGAAACUCUGUCUAAAAAUUAUGCACAAGACAAUGAAACUCCUUAGAAAUUAAUUGCACCCAGCUCCCCCUUAUAUGGUUGUGGGCAUGUCUGUUGCACUGUCAAUCAUUACUAUUGUGUCAAGACUAUAAAAUAUUCUUCAUUUUGAUUCUCCACAAGUGUCUCAUUUGCAGUUGCUUGUAUUGGGACCAAAUAAAGGCACAUCCACAA
This is a messenger RNA of Pristis pectinata (smalltooth sawfish), 8299 nucleotides long. It is a transcript of the gene cep295, whose product is annotated as centrosomal protein 295. The coding region runs from base 462 to 5675 and encodes 1737 amino acids. The record is from RefSeq and is a predicted model, not a curated record. Gene Ontology annotation, biological process: regulation of centriole replication. Gene Ontology annotation, cellular component: centriole; cytosol; centrosome. The transcript is spliced from 29 exons. NCBI's taxonomy places the organism in Eukaryota, Metazoa, Chordata, Chondrichthyes, Rhinopristiformes, Pristidae.